UCAUAACAAAAGAACGGCUCGAAUUGAACGGUUCGCAUUCGCACUCGCACUCGUGAUUCGUGAUCAGACGCGUCGAUAUUUUGGUGUUUUUUGAAUGUUUCAUCUGAAUUGUUUGGCAUUAUUUUGUGUUGUUUACGUCGCUUGUUUGCAACAUUUUGAACGCGCCGGUUGUGCGACAUUCGCCGCGUAGUGCUCAAUAUAAUAUUAAUAAAUAUAUAUUACAAUAUCAAUGCUGCCACACUGCAAAUAAAGUGAUCAUAUUGAAUGUGCAGAGAGAGCAGAAAGUGAGUGCCAAUAAGUGAAGAUUCAAAUAAAAUAUGUGCUCAUCGCGUUGGAAUCGACGAAAAGCAAGAGCCUAGCGAAAGUUUUAGCGUAGCACCCAAGAAAUUAAUUAAACACAAUGAGCUCAUUCCUCAUGGGUUAUCCACAUGCACCGCAUCACGUCCAGAGCCCCAUGUCCAUGGGCAAUGGCCUGGAUCCAAAGUUCCCGCCGGUUGCCGAUGACUAUCAUCACUACAAUGGUCACUACUCCAUGACCGCCUCGACGGGUCACAUGGGUGGCGUUGGCGUCGGUGUCGGUGUUGGUGUUGGCGUUGGUGUUGGGGUCGGCGGUGGUGGCGGCGGGGGCGGUGCACUGGCUGGCAGCGGCGGCCCUGGCAUGUCGGGCCACCCGCACGCCACACAUCCGGCGGAAAUGGUCAAUGAUUAUAUGGCCGCCGCAGCGCAUCACCACAACCAACAGCUCCCGCACUCGCAUCAUCACAGCAACAGCGCACUCUCGGGCCACCAUCACCAGAAUGCCGGCUACACAUCGAACUACGCGACCACGCCGCCCUCCCAUCAUCCGCACACGCAUCCGCACCAGAGCCUUGGCUACUAUGGCCAUCAUGCGGCGGCCGCCGCUGCUGCUGCCGUGCACCAUGCCCCCGAGUACAUCUCCGCCGGCGUGGUGCACUCCGAGGGUGGUUAUGGGCCGCCGCCGUCGGUGAAUGUGCCAAACAGCAACACCGCCAAUGCCUCCAAUGGAUACUAUGGUGGCUACUACGGCACCACCAACGGCAGCGUGGGCAGCACGCACUCGCAGGGCCAUUCGCCACUCUCCUCCCAGAUGAUGGACCUGCCACUGCAGUGCUCAUCAACCGAACCGCCAACGAACACCUCACUGGGUCUGCAGGAAUUAGGCUUAAAAUUGGAGAAGCGUCUUGAAGAAGCCGCGCCAACUGGUCAACAACUGCAAGAAGUUCUACACUGUGAUGAUAUGGGAUCUGAAAAUGAUAUGUCUGAAGAGGAUCGUCUUAUGCUCGAUCGUUCGCCAGACGAGUUGGCGUCCAAUGACAACGACGAUGAUCUGGACUCCGAUAGUGAUGACGAUCUGAUGGCAGAGACAACAGACGGGGAGCGCAUCAUUUACCCUUGGAUGAAGAAGAUUCAUGUAGCGGGUGUUGCGAAUGGCUCCUAUCAACCGGGCAUGGAGCCGAAACGCCAACGCACCGCCUACACACGCCACCAGAUACUCGAAUUGGAGAAGGAGUUCCACUACAAUCGCUACCUGACCCGACGCCGUCGCAUCGAAAUUGCCCAUACGUUGGUGCUGUCGGAGCGCCAGAUCAAGAUCUGGUUCCAGAAUCGGCGCAUGAAGUGGAAGAAGGACAACAAGCUGCCCAACACGAAGAAUGUGCGCAAGAAAACCGUCGAUGCCAAUGGCAAUCCAACACCGGUAGCCAAGAAGCCCACUAAGCGUGCCAGUGCCAAGAAGCAGGCCCAGCAACAGCAACAACAGCAGCAGCAACAACAACAGCAACAACAGCAGCAGCAGCAACAGCAACAGACACCGGUGAUGAAUGAGUGCAUACGUUCUGAUAGUCUGGAGAGCAUUGGCGAUGUCAGCUCAUCUUUGGGCAAUCCUCCGUAUAUUCCUGCGGUUUCGGAGGCGCCUAAUUUGACGGGCUGCGGCAAUGGCAAUAAUGGCAAUGGAUAUCCAGGAUCUCAACAGCAUCAAGUGCACCACAGCAAUAACAAUAAUAAUAACAACAAUAAUAAUAACAACAACAACAGUAGCAACCUCAACAACAAUAACAAUCAAAUGCAUACGGGUCUGCAUCAUCAUCAACAGCAGCAGCAGCAGCAACAGCAAUCCGAUCUCAUGACCAAUCUGCAGCAGCAUAUUAAGCAGGACUAUGAUCUAACCGCACUUUAGGGCAACAGCAAACUGUUGUUGUCCUCGUUGAGCCUUGUACAUUGAAUCCUUUAGUUAGCACCGCAAUACUUUCUGGUAUCCACACACACUCUUUAGUCAGCAUGUAUUGUAACAUACUUUAUUGUAAUCAUAAUGACACCACUUUUUAUACACCCGAUGAACAACGAUUCAAUUGACUCGGGCAAUUCGGAAUAUACAGUGAACAAAAACUUACUUGUAGUUAGUUAAGCACCAAAAACAAGAAAGAAAUCCUCGACCACGGGCUGAAUUUAUGAUAAGCAACAAGGCUGCAAAUCUGAAGAA
Messenger RNA from Drosophila albomicans, 2500 nucleotides. It is a transcript of the gene Dfd, whose product is annotated as homeotic protein deformed. Bases 401 to 2197 code for a protein of 598 amino acids. Gene Ontology annotation, cellular component: nucleus. The record is from RefSeq and is a predicted model, not a curated record. Gene Ontology annotation, biological process: regulation of transcription by RNA polymerase II; anterior/posterior pattern specification. Gene Ontology annotation, molecular function: DNA-binding transcription factor activity, RNA polymerase II-specific; RNA polymerase II cis-regulatory region sequence-specific DNA binding. The transcript is spliced from 5 exons. Lineage: Eukaryota; Metazoa; Arthropoda; Insecta; Diptera; Drosophilidae.